Exserohilum turcica Et28A is the source of this 853-nucleotide messenger RNA. RefSeq lists its product as uncharacterized. The transcript has a single exon. The record is from RefSeq and is a predicted model, not a curated record. Lineage: Eukaryota; Fungi; Ascomycota; Dothideomycetes; Pleosporales; Pleosporaceae. Bases 1 to 750 code for a protein of 249 amino acids.
AUGUCGUCGUUCGACUCCAUCAGAUCCGGCUACCUCCACGCACAAUAUCAGCCCCGUCACCACCACCACCAACAACCACCACCAGCACCACCCUACCCCACAACACCUGACGACCCCUCUUCCUUUUCCUCUCAGGGCUACUUCCCACCCAUCCCAGAGCAGCAACACCACCACACGUACUCAUCAUCGCCUUCACUCUCACACGUGCGCACGUCCCAAGCAUACACAGGCCCUCGACGCACAUUGUCGACGUCGUCCUACACCAACCAGCACCACCCAUCGCAGCAGCCCAUUCCCAUCCGCCAGCCAGACCCCCAGCAUUUCCAACGCCAAUACCACCCCGCCUCGCCACCACCAGCGACCUACACACCCCAAGCCCCGCCCAUGUACACACGUUCAGCCUCGUCGCCGCAGCACUACCGCCUUCGCCGCCAGUACCGAAAUACAUACAGCACAGUGUCUGCAACGUCACAGGGGUCGACGUCUUCGUCACGGUCUCCAGACAGCCGAGAAAAGCAUGCGCAUUUCGCCCCUGAAUAUUAUGAUGAUGAUUCUGACGACGACGACCACAAUGAUGAUGAUGACAGCAUCGGCGAUGGGCAACACGAAUCUUACUACGGAGUGUUGGAUCCCGAGACAGAGCGAGAGUACAAGCGGCGAUGUGCACGGGACAAGGCGUUUGAGCGGCGGCCUACGCUCGGCCACAGUUUGUUGAGCGUCGUGGACAAGGUGGGCAGGGCCUUCAAGUAAUCAUCACGCCUGCCCUGCCAUGGCUUUGGAGACAAGGCUAUUGAAAUUGAGGAUACCUCCCCCGGGCGCUCUUUUUUGUCCAUCUGUUUCGUCUAAAAUCCGG